Messenger RNA from Petromyzon marinus (sea lamprey), 3327 nucleotides. RefSeq names its product DEP domain-containing protein 7-like. Gene Ontology annotation, biological process: intracellular signal transduction. The record is from RefSeq and is a predicted model, not a curated record. Lineage: Eukaryota; Metazoa; Chordata; Hyperoartia; Petromyzontiformes; Petromyzontidae.
GAGCGGGAAAACAGAACUCUGAUCGAGAUGACUCGCGAUGCGGACGGAGUUUCCCGGGCAAGGCGAGAGAAGGCACAGAACGAGUGCCAUUGGCUGCGAUAAUUGCAAUCAACGCCAGACCCCCAAGGUGCGCGUGCCCAUGGCUAUAAAUAGGGGGCAUUGGAGUGGGCGUGCACACGCAACUCCACAGCGGUCGCCAAAGACGAUGUGCAGAUGGUUUAUUAACAACCCCUCCCCCCGCAUCACACCGCUUAAAAGAACCGGGAUUUUUUUCCCCCCCACCCCAAAUACAAUCGUUGAAUUAAAAGUUUUGCUGAACUUAAAGGUCGUUGUCUCUCUCUUCCUCCAUCCAUCCGAGCCACCUUCCAUUGUCACCACAAACUCGUGUGUGGACUUUAUUUUUGUUUAAAGCAUCCGAGCAAACGCUUCUAAAUCGCCAACGAUCCACCUGUUUUACCACCACCACCACCGCUCCCACCACCACCAACCACACCCCCCAACACGGAGAGCAGUAGCCGAAGGAGUUGGGAAGGACGAGUUGGUUCUUCCGCGUGCGAGAUGCAGGGCUGCUCCGUGCGAGAGAUGGCGGCGAGAUUCAGUGACGUGCUCCGAGCAGCCCCUGCUGGCCUCGUGGCGUCGACAUCGACGUCAGGAGCCGGACCUGAGGAUGAAAGCGACCCCAACUCGACCGGUCUUCCGCACCACUGCAUGAAUGUCCCAACAAUGACGCGCAUUCCCUGUCCGGGCAUGGUGCCGUUGCCACCACCGGCACCACCGGCACCACCGGCACCACCGGCACCACCGGCACCACCUUCGAAGGCAGCGUCAUCCUCGUCGUCGUCAUUGCCGGCGUCGUCGUCGUCCGUGGCUGGUGCCGAGGGCGACACGGCAGCGCCGCCGGGCCACCACGCCUUCCGCGCCACGCAGGUGUGGAGUGAGCUGGUGGCGACGCUGCGGGGCCACGUGGACGCGAGGAGGAGGAGGGUGCAGCUCCGCUACCACGACGACUGCUUCACGGGCGCCGACGCGGUGGACGUGCUGAUCACGCACCUCGCGAGGACGCCGCGCUUCGCCACCUCCUGCGAGCUGUCCAGGAUCCAGGUGACGCGGCUGUGCCAGUCGUUUGUGGACUGCGGGGAGCUGGAGCCGGUGGGCAGCGCGCGACGCUUCGGCUUCUUCGGGGAGAAGCGCGCUCCCACGUUCGAGGACGGCAGCUCCAGCUUCUACCGCUUCCCGCUCGAGGGCGGCGGAGUGGCGCGGUCGGCCGUCGGUUCGAAGGAGGCGAAGGACAGGCCAGAAGACUCCAGCCUGAUGUCCAACUGCACUGCGGUCGAGUCGAGCGACCAGGCCCUGGAGAAGAUGUUCAGCAGCGUGAACCUCCUAGGGCCCUCGCUCUCGGCCACUGCUGACAACGCUCCACAGCGGGGCUGCUUGCUCUCCAAAAAGGCCGUGGCGGAGGUGUGGAGGCACCAGACACUGCUGCGACUGCUCCAGCUCAUAGACCUCGCCGUGCUCGACUCGGUGCUGGAGUCGCCACCCUCCUCGCCCAAGCGCGGCAAGAAGCGGGCGCCGGCGGUGUCGCCCGCGCCGCCCCCGCCCACCGCCACUGACGACGACGAACUCGUCGUCCACAACCCCUACCUGGAGCUGACGGACGCCGGCCUCAGCCUGCCUGUCUUGGACGAGUGGCUGGCGGCCGCGCUGGACUGCCUGGACCACCUCCCCGACGCGCUCGUGGUGGAGGUGACGCAGAGGCUGCCGCGGGGCUGGGGCGGGGCGCACGGCGGCCCCGCCAGCGCCGUGGACCGCCCGGACGACGACGACGGCGACGCCGCCGCCAAGCGCGUCCUCUUUGACGUCGUCGGCCGCCACUACGGGCAGGCGAAGCGGCCGCUGCUCGAGAACCGCCUCUUCGACGUCCACACGGCAAUCCUGGAGCUCAUACUCAAGGACAGCACCGCGGUGGCCCUGGAGGCCACGCAGCUCUGCCUGCGGCUGCUGGAGGCGAGCGUCCGCGAGGAGCUGCGGGCGCUGCUCCGGCUCAUGCACGUGGCGGCGCUCGCGAGCUCCUACCGGCUGCACAAGCAGACCGACAAUCUCGCCGUGGUGCGACGGACGUUCGGCAAGGCGAUCGUGCAGAACAAGGCCCUCUCCAAGAGCCACGCCGAGCUGCUCAUCUCCUUCCUGAUGGACAACCACACGGAGAUCUUCAAGGUGCCGGUGUCGCUGCACGUCAUGGUGAGCGAGCGGCUGGCGAGCCUGCAGGGGGGCGGCGACCCCAACCGACUGCCGGGCUUCACGUACUGCGUGCGGCAGUCGCGCGCCGAGUACGCCGCAGAGGGCGCAAGGGCCACGGAGGAGGCGCUGCGCGGGCUCGUGGCCAGCGUGAGCGAGGACACGGCGCGCUCCGCCAAGCACAAGCGGCGGCUGCUCAAGGAGCUGCAGAGGCAUCACCCACAGGCCUUCUCGCAGCACUUUGCCACCAUGCUGUGAUGCGUGCAGCAGGUGUAUUGAGAAACUGGAAUGCGAUGACGGUGGCUUCAGCAUCGGAGAUUUUUGCAACCGGAUGGGACACGCGCAGCCCUUGCAGCUUCGCCGGAGAAUGGCCCAUCUGGUAGGAUUUGGAGCACUGAAAAAUCUUAAUUUUCGGAAUCUUCACCUCGUCCCCCCGACCAUCAAUAAUUAAUUCGCCUGCAUCGUAGAUUGUAAGAAACUGCCACGAGCGUCCCACUGGUAUUCACGAUGAAGCCAUAGUUUUGUUCACCUGGUGGUUUUCAUGCCGCUGCUCAGCUGUGAAACUUUUUGACUGGCGCUUAAAGUGGCAUCUGUGCAUGUUCCCGGAAGGCGCUUGUUUCUGCCAUGUGCUAAAGGUCACACAUUUUGACUCGAGGAUUGGAAUUGCUGUAGUGCCUUCUGCGGUAAUGAUUGCUUUUUACCCGUUCUUGGUUGCAACUCCCUAUCUGUAGCACCAAAGUGUUGUGAAUGUUGUUUGCGAUGAAAAUGCCCUGCAAGUGAAAGUGGUACAUGUUCUCUUUAUUUCGUUGGUAUUAGCUGUGGGUCUGUGCACUCGGCGCGCGUUUGUAAUCAGUAGCUGGUGCAUGUCCUGCACUGAUUGUUUUAGGUGGGUUUGGAAUUAAAUAAAUGUCAGAAAGGGCUGAGGCUUAAACUCAAUUUGCACUGAAAAGACGACGUGCACAUCUGGGAUUUGUCGGAUGUUAGUUUGUGCGUUGGCUUUAAAAGCUGUUGAAUGUGUCAUGUCCUGGAUUAAAACAUUAACCAUUGCAUAAUGUACUUUUUUAAUGAAUUCUAAUAAAGUUUUUGUUAUGA